GCUCUUGGAGAGCCUUGCGCGCGGCUGGGCCCGAGGCCGGCGGCUCCUCCUCCCACUCUGCUCCUCCUCCUUUUUCUCCUCCUCCUCCUCCACCACCACCUCCUCCUCCUCCUCCUCCUCCACCUCCUCCUCCUCCUCCUCCUCCUCCUCCUCCUCCUCCUCCUCCUCCUCCUCCUCUUCCUCCUCCUCCUCCUCCUCUUCAAUUCUCUCGGUGUCUCGGCUCGGCUCGCUGGCUUCGGAGAAACCCGUACUACAGUCGCCGACCCAGCGCCCAAGCGGGUCGCCUAGGGCUGGGGGCGCACCCCAGGGAGCGGAGAGGUCCAGGCAGCUGGGCCGCCGCGGGCACCUAGCCGUUCCCGAGUGAGCCCCGACCGCAGCCGUCGCCGCCUCGGGCAGAGUUUGCGCUCCUGCUUUGCGCCCGGGGCGCUGAAGCCGGGCGGGCGAUGCCCGCGGCGUGAAAGCGCCCGCGGCGGGCGCCGACCUCUGCCCUCGUCUUCCCCCUUCCCACCCCCCCCCGCCCUGUGCCCUUGUGACCCUGGCUUUGGCGCCGCCGCCCAGGCGCCCCGCGAUGUAGCUGCCCCUGCGCCUCGGCGGGAGGCGUCCUGGCCCGCGGGCGCCCGGAGCCCGGCCUGGGGGCGCAGCCGAGCUCGGGCGGGGCCGGGGCCGCGGUGGCGAUGCACCGGGCCCGUUAGCGCGGGGAGCGCCAGGCAGCUGAGGCGGGGGGCAAGCCCUCCCGCGGAGGAGCCGCGCCCCCGGCCCCGCCGGUCCCGCCGCGAUGCUGUUCCACAGUCUGUCGGGCCCCGAGGUGCACGGGGUCAUCGACGAGAUGGACCGCAGGGCCAAGAGCGAGGCUCCCGCCAUCAGCUCCGCGAUCGACCGCGGCGACACGGAGACGACCAUGCCGUCCAUCAGCAGUGACCGCGCCGCGCUUUGCGCCGGCUGCGGGGGCAAGAUCUCGGACCGCUACUACCUGCUGGCGGUGGACAAGCAGUGGCACAUGCGCUGCCUCAAGUGUUGUGAGUGCAAGCUCAACCUGGAGUCGGAGCUCACCUGUUUCAGCAAGGACGGAAGCAUCUACUGCAAGGAAGACUACUACAGGCGGUUCUCUGUGCAGCGCUGCGCCCGCUGCCACCUGGGCAUCUCAGCCUCGGAGAUGGUGAUGCGUGCUCGGGACUUGGUUUAUCACCUCAACUGCUUCACAUGCACCACGUGUAACAAGAUGUUGACCACGGGUGACCACUUCGGCAUGAAGGACAGCCUGGUCUACUGCCGCUUGCACUUCGAGGCGCUGCUGCAGGGCGAGUACCCCGCGCACUUCAACCAUGCCGACGUGGCGGCGGCCGCAGCUGCAGCAGCCGCGGCCAAGAGCGCUGGGCUGGGCGCGGCCGGGGCCAACCCUCUGGGUCUUCCCUACUACAAUGGCGUGGGCACGGUGCAGAAGGGCCGGCCGAGGAAGCGCAAGAGCCCCGGCCCCGGGGCGGAUCUGGCGGCCUACAACGCUGCGCUGAGCUGCAACGAGAACGACGGGGAGCACCUGGACCGCGACCAGCCCUACCCGAGCAGCCAGAAGACGAAGCGCAUGCGCACUUCCUUCAAGCACCACCAGCUUCGGACCAUGAAGUCUUACUUUGCCAUUAACCACAACCCCGACGCCAAGGACUUGAAGCAGCUGGCGCAAAAGACGGGCCUCACCAAGCGGGUCCUCCAGGUCUGGUUUCAGAACGCUAGGGCCAAGUUCAGGCGCAACCUCUUACGGCAGGAAAACACGGCUGUGGACAAGUCGACAGAGGCAACGUUGCAGACAGGGACGCCAUCAGGGCCGGCCUCGGAGCUCUCCAACGCCUCGCUCAGCCCCUCCAGCACGCCCACCACCCUCACAGACUUGACCAGCCCGGCCCUGCCAACUGUGACAUCCGUCUUAACUUCUGUGCCUGGCAACCUGGAGGGCCACGAGCCUCACAGCCCCUCACAAACGACUCUCACCAACCUUUUCUAGUGACUCACGCCCUCCCCCCCCACAAUUUCUUUAAAAAAGAAAUUAUCUUUAGUUGAAUUCCAAGUGUAUUUUAAAAUAGAGGCUUUGAGCAACUAACUAACCACAUUUUAGGAUCUCGCCUGAAAACAGAGGAAGAAAAUAAUUGUGCGUCCGGCUAAUGCAGCGGUGUGGGCUUGAGGAAGUACUUGGAAAAUCUAUCUGCAACACAACAUUUGUGUCACUGUACAGUUUUGUGGACUGAGCGAGGAAAAACAACAAAUAAUUUAAGUUGGCUAGAGCUUCUGUAUUUUCAAAGACUGCCACGUGCCUUAGGAAUACUGUUUUAUCUCCAUACUUUGGAUGACUUGUUCAUUUUUCUCUCCCUCUUUUUCUCUCUGUAUAUUUAUGACCAGAGCAAAAAUGUAAAAAAAAAAAAAAAAAAAAAAAAAAAAAAAGUUUGUUACUUUGAAUAGUCCUAAAAAGAAAAAAAAAAAAGGAAAAAUCAAACCCCCUCCAACGGUCGCUUUGUUGUUUUAGAAUUUUAAGGUGGAAGUCUGUUCGAAUAUCAGAAUUUGUAAAAUCUAACCAGUAAUAAAACCACUUAUUGAAACUA
Molecule: messenger RNA, 2588 nt
Organism: Zalophus californianus (California sea lion)
Lineage: Eukaryota; Metazoa; Chordata; Mammalia; Carnivora; Otariidae
Gene: LHX2
Product: LIM homeobox 2
Exons: 5
Coding region: 776-1996 (406 amino acids)
Biological process (GO): regulation of transcription by RNA polymerase II; neuron differentiation
Cellular component (GO): nucleus
Molecular function (GO): RNA polymerase II transcription regulatory region sequence-specific DNA binding; DNA-binding transcription factor activity, RNA polymerase II-specific
Source: RefSeq, a predicted model, not a curated record